UAUAAAUUCCCAAUACUUCUUCCUAUAUCUCCCGCUAAAGGUUCAUCGUGCUGGUCGACACCAUCUACGAGUGUCGGGGCAUGCUAUUCCUGUCCAGCAAUGAAAAGUCUGUUAUGGGCCUGUUCGAUUCCCUAUUGGAAGGGAAGACUUUCAGCGCAACCUUACCCAGGCAGGGCAUGUCCGUAGUUGGCACGGGCGGAUCUUCGGGGCGAUCGACCACCAUGUUUGGCGACACGGAGUGGAGUGCAACCGGUUUGGUAGAUGCAUCGCUGGGUGACCAGGCUGGAUGGAAGGAAACGGAGUUUGCGUAUCAUCGGUGCUUAUCAAGGUUGGUAGAGAUGCAAAGCAUAGAGUACGAGCAACGCCAUCGAUACCGCCAUCACGAAGCCUCCAAGCCCCUGUGCUAAUCAGUCGCGCCCCUUGAUCAAGUGUGAGCUUUACGCAUAGAUAGUGCCUCGGUUGUGAGAUGUUCUAUCCUUGGCACACCUUAUUCAAGUGCGAGCUAUACGUAUAGGCAGAUGGAUGGUUCUGGGAGUUCUGACUAUACGCAACGGACAUGCUGGUCUCUUGCAAAAUAGUUCGGUACUACGUACACGUGUGUGCGUCGCGGCAUACCACCCAAUUACUAAUAGACUAGCCUCAAGGAUUCAGGUCGUUCCGAACAUCACCCGAACGAAGGACCAUCCCGGCGGUGUGAGGCAGAUAGCUGCACAACUAUAGCACGACAGGCAGUACCGAACUGCAGGUGUAGGGGCACUACCUAUGAGCCGGCUGAGGCCGGAUGCUGUCUACGUACUAUGAACCAUGUUAACUGAGUUCAAUCAUAAUACCAUUGACUGGGCCCUUAUGUAGUCUACUUACUAUGAACCAUGCUAACUGAGUGCAAUCAUAAUACGUCAAUGAGAACGUGAUGUCAGAGCCUGUAGCCUG
Messenger RNA from Sphaeroforma arctica JP610, 930 nucleotides. RefSeq lists its product as hypothetical. The coding region runs from base 81 to 407 and encodes 108 amino acids. The transcript has 4 exons. Lineage: Eukaryota; Ichthyosporea; Ichthyophonida. The record is from RefSeq and is a predicted model, not a curated record.